AUGGCCUGGGGCGAGGAUCCCCAGUCUCACAGCAGCCUUCUCGAACUCAGCAGCGCCAAGUCCAGCGACGAGAUCCGUGACGACCAGAUCGGACCUCCAGAGUCGGCGUGGUACUGGUGGGCCGCCGAGCUGGACUCCGAUGACGAGCUCGGCAUCCUUGUGGAGCUCAGCGGACCGGACCUCAACGAAGAUGAGGUCAACGAGACGCUGGCUCAGAUGGGAAAGGGCCACCAGAAUACCUGGAAGGAGAACAGAGGCUUGAAUAAUGACGAGAAUCUCACCGGCAGCUCCUGGAUCACACUACUCGGCGAAGAUGCUCUGAGGGAGCUCCGCGGGCAGUGUUUCGAGAGGAACGACGAGGGCAUCUCCAACCAGAAGAUCCUUUCCAUCAUCGCACUCGAGGGCGGCUGA
This is a messenger RNA of Prorocentrum cordatum, 411 nucleotides long. The record is from the annotation of a GenBank genome assembly. NCBI's taxonomy places the organism in Eukaryota, Dinophyceae, Prorocentrales, Prorocentraceae.